Prorocentrum cordatum is the source of this 390-nucleotide messenger RNA. NCBI's taxonomy places the organism in Eukaryota, Dinophyceae, Prorocentrales, Prorocentraceae. The record is from the annotation of a GenBank genome assembly.
AUGGUGGUGCAGGGGGCGUUCCUGGCGAAGGAUGGGCACGACGCGGAGGCCGAGGGCGAGGCUGGCGGGGCAGGCAUCGUCGCGAUGCUGACGAAGCCCCCGCUGGUGUACGUGGUGGCAGCCCUGAUCCUGCUCUGCGUGCUGACCGCAGUGUUCCAGAGGUACAAGGAGGAGCUGAGCCCGUACUUGUUCGGGCUGCUCGAUUGUUGCGCGGGCUGCGCCCGAGGCCUCACGGCAGGCGGGCAGGGCUGCUGCUACGUCGCCAAGCGUUGCUGCUACCCCGUCAAGGAGAGCGUCUUCUUCUGCGUCGACAAGUGUGACAGGUGCCUCCACCCUCACAAGGACAAGGCGAAGAAGAUGCAGGCCGACGCCCCGACCUUCCACUUCUGA